GAAGGACAUAAAUUGCAUAAGGAACUCGUUCCAAUUAGUUGGUAUUUAUCAGAGAUCUUGGUGUUGAUUUCGCACACAAGUUUGUCAAGAGGGCUUUGACUGGAUGCAGAGUGCAUUUGGAACUUUUACGCGCGUUUUGGGGAGAACGAGCGGCUAUAUAUGACCACUAUGGUCAUGUCUAUGUAGCCUAACAAAAUAGAUAUUUCUAGCCUGUAUGCCAAUAAAAAAAACGUUGUACUCGCUGACUGAAUUGCGACAACCAUACGGGAAAAAUGUUCCCCCUACCAAUGUUCACACCGGAGCAGGUAGCCCGCGUUUGCGAGAACUUGGAAGAAACCGGAGACAUCGAGCGCCUGGGACGGUUCCUGUGGUCUCUACCUGCCGCUGUUCCCGGCUCGGCCGGAGAAGCUCUCAACCGCCACGAGUCCGUAAUGCGCGCCCGAGCGCUUGUCGCAUUCCACGGAGGAAACUUUGAGGCCCUGUAUCAGAUCCUCCAGAGCCAUCGUUUCACGCGCGAGUCUCACGCAAAACUUCAGGACCUGUGGCUGGACGCGCACUAUCGAGAGGCGGAGCGACUACGGGGCCGGCCGCUGGGACCGGUGGAGAAGUACCGUAUCCGAAAGAAGUUUCCUCUGCCCCGCACUAUUUGGGACGGAGAACAAAAGACGCACUGUUUUAAGUUUGUUUGCGUUACGCAGGAGAGAACACGGAGUCUGCUGAGAGAGUGGUACCUGCAGGACCCUUACCCUAACCCUUCCAGGAAGAGACACCUGGCCCAGGCCACAGGCCUCACUCCCACACAGGUGGGAAACUGGUUCAAGAACCGCAGGCAGAGGGACCGGGCUGCUUCAGCUAAGAACAGGUUACAGCAGGACCCCUCCCACCUCCCCGCCGGCAGCUCCCCCGAGGGCUCCGUCCAGGAGCUGCACCACCGGCACCACCCCCACCUGCUGCCCGCCUCCCCCCGUAACCCCGGCAGCCCCGAGGCCAGCGACUGCAGCACGGGGACAGAGCGCCGCGGCACGGGCGCUUCCACCCCCGACAUCUCCGUCAGCAGCGACAGCGAGUUUGAGUCGUGAGCCAGUCCCCUUCGGCCCCUUGGGGGGGGGGGGGGGCGGGGGUUUCCGGGAAAGAUUCAGAUGGAAGGAGAGAGGUGGAGGAGACCUUGGGGCCACCAACCUACCUGAUAGACUAAUACAGAAUCAUGCAAACCAAAAAACUGUAGAACAGUUCAGAUCUUGGAAACCUUUGGCUUGGGACACAAGUGCUACCUUCCAUUAUUAUGCAAACAGACUCAUAUGAAGGCUGGAU
This is a messenger RNA of Hypomesus transpacificus, 1311 nucleotides long. RefSeq names its product SIX homeobox 7 (gene six7). Lineage: Eukaryota; Metazoa; Chordata; Actinopteri; Osmeriformes; Osmeridae. Gene Ontology annotation, biological process: eye development; regulation of transcription by RNA polymerase II. The record is from RefSeq and is a predicted model, not a curated record. Bases 273 to 1079 code for a protein of 268 amino acids. The transcript has 3 exons. Gene Ontology annotation, cellular component: nucleus; transcription regulator complex. Gene Ontology annotation, molecular function: RNA polymerase II cis-regulatory region sequence-specific DNA binding; DNA-binding transcription factor activity, RNA polymerase II-specific.